GAUGGCGUCAGCUCUGGAGCCAGUGCUCUCUGGUUGCAUUUUUGGGGCUUGUUGUUGUCUGUGUUUCGAACGCUUUCUGGCACCUAUUCCUCGGCCAAUCGACCCGAAAUUCCGGUUUCUGGAGCUUCUGAAGAAUACUCUGUAGGAAGAUGAUCAGCCUACGUUGCUUCCUGGAGUGAGGGAUCUGAUCUGGACUGCUUGUUCCAACAGCGCUAGGAAGAUCAACGAGGAAGGAACGGACUGCCAGACAGUAUUUCACACUUACAUUUUCCUAACAGAAAGUCUACAAAAGUAUUGCUACAAUUCUUUACAAAGAUGCUCCAUCUAAACGGAUAACACUAACUGCCAGAAUCAAGGAUUGUACCUGACUGACUGCUUUUGAGACGGGCAGAUAAGACGAUACCCAAGGCUCUUGUAGCUUUGCUUUCUUUUUGGAGUAGUUGCUGUGUCUGUCUGUUGCAUACCCCACCUCUUUGCUUUGGUGUGGCAGCCCUUCAGGAGGAAGGGUCACUGGGUUGUGGGAUCUGUUCUAGGUUGGGGGGGGGGGGCGGGAUUUAGGGAGCCUAUGCUAUGGUGAUCGGCUCCCUCUCUAACAGCUCCUGCUCAGGCACAGAGAGACUUACUGUACCUCCCCGGGACAAAGGAUAGCCUCCUGGACGAAAAGAGAGGAGGAGGAGGACAACGACGAGGCAGCGCCAGGGCUGAGGCCACUGGGUGCUUCCUAACGGUUGUGAGAGUGUGUUGGGCCUUGGCCCAGCAGUAUUACAGCAGCCAUGGUGAAGUUGGCCAACCCGUUGUACACCACCUGGAUCUUGGAAGCCAUCAAGAAGGUGAAAAAGCAAAAGCAGCGGCCAUCCGAAGAGCGCAUCUGCAAUGCUGUGUCAAUGUCCCAUGGGCUUGACCGCAAGACGGUCCUGGAGCACCUUGAGCUCAGCGUUAAAGAUGGCUCCGUACUCAAGGUGUCCAAUAAGGGGCUCAACUCCUACAAGGACCCUGAUAAUCCUGGACGCUUGGCAUUCCCAAAGCCUCGGGCAGGAGGUGGCGGAGGCAGUUCCAGCACCUCCAGCUCUAGUAAAAAACCUGGUCUGGACUGGAACAAGCUCAUCAAGCGCUCUCUAGAGGGCCUUCACGAACCCAGUGGAUCAACCCUGAAGAGUAUUGAACGUUUUCUGAAAUGCCAGGCAGAUGUUGCGGGUUAUCUGUCUGGCAGUGGCUCUAUGGGGCCAGGCCUUUUCCACCAGCAGCUCCGACUGGCUCUUAAGCGGGCAGUUUCUCACGGACGGGUGAUAAAACAAGGACCGCUCUUCCGGUUGGUAAGCAGGAGUUCUCAUAACGACGGGACGGGGUGUGUGUCUCUGGAUUCUCUGCCUCCGGUGCGUCUGCUGCCUCAUGAACAAGAUCGGCCUGUGGCAGAGCCCAUACCCAUCUGUAGUUUCUGUUUGGGGACCAAGGAACAGAACCGCGACAAGAAGCCCGAAGAACUCAUCUCCUGUGCAGACUGUGGAAACAGUGGGCACCCAUCCUGUCUGAAAUUCUCUCCAGAGCUCACAGCACGGGUCAAAGCUCUGUGGUGGCAGUGUAUCGAGUGCAAAACCUGCAGCAGCUGCCAGGACCAAGGAAAAAAUGCAGACAACAUGUUGUUCUGUGACUCCUGUGACCGAGGUUUCCACAUGGAAUGUUGUGACCCCCCACUGAUGCGAAUGCCAAAAGGCAUGUGGAUCUGUCAGAUCUGUCGGCCAAGAAAAAAGGGAAGAAAGCUCUUACAUGAAAAAGCAGCACAAAUUAAGCGGCGAUAUAAUGCACCACUGGGGCGACCGAAGGGCAGACCGGGCCGUCCCUUUAAGAAGCUUCGAGGUGGUGGGCGUGGCAGGAGAAGGCGGGGUGCCGGAGGCGUGGACCAGCGCUCACAAGGCUCCUCCUCCCCACACUCUUCCUCCAGUUCCUCAUGCGAAGGUUACCCUGGCGACGAUCGCAUGCUGUUCUCUCUCAGAGAAGAUGAUUCUGUGCAUGGUGGCCUGCGUUUUAACAAGAAAACAAAAGGCCUAAUCGACGCCCUAAGCAAGUUCUUUACGCCAUCCCCGGACGGGCGGAAAGCCCGUGCUGAAGUGGUGGACUAUUCCCAGCAAUAUCGUAUACGCAAGAAGAGCAACCGCAAGGGCGAGCACGAUGACAGGACAGGAGACAAUCAGGAGUGUGGAGACGGCUGGCGGGAGGACGAAGACAAACUGCCAGGACAUGAGAACCUAACUGAGAAAGACGUGGAGCUCUUCAGACACAUUCAGGAACUGGCACUACAGAAAGUCGGGGUGACUGGUCCACCGGACCCCCAGAUGCGCUGCCCAUCUGUUAUAGAGUUUGGGAAGUAUGAAAUUCAGACGUGGUACUCUUCUCCAUACCCACAGGAGUACAGCAGGCUCCCUAAGCUCUACCUCUGUGAGUUCUGUCUGCGCUACAUGAAGAGCCGCAGCAUUCUCUACCAGCACAUGCGAAAGUGCAACUGGUUUCACCCACCUGCCAACGAGAUCUACAGGAAGGACGACGUGUCCGUGUUUGAGGUGGAUGGAAAUGUCAGCACAAUAUACUGUCAGAAUCUGUGCCUGCUGGCCAAGCUCUUUCUGGACCAUAAGACUCUGUAUUAUGAUGUGGAGCCCUUCCUCUUCUAUGUGCUCACACAGAAUGACAGUAAGGGCUGCCAUCUCGUAGGAUACUUUUCAAAGGAGAAGCAUUGUCAACAAAAGUAUAAUGUAUCCUGCAUCAUGAUUCUUCCACAAUAUCAGCGCAAGGGCUAUGGACGAUUCCUCAUUGACUUCAGUUACCUGCUGUCCAAGAGGGAAGGCCAGCCGGGCUCACCAGAGAAGCCAUUGUCAGACCUUGGCCGGCUAUCCUACAUGGCAUAUUGGCGUAGUGUGGUGCUGGAGUGCCUACAUGAGAUCAGAGAUCGACAGCUCACCAUCCGCAAACUCAGCAAAAUCACUGGCAUUUGCCCUCAAGAUAUCACGGCCACUCUGCUUAAUUUGAAUAUGCUGGAACAGAGAGGGGACCGGGUGAUUAUCCUGCGAAGAGAGAAGCUGGUGGCUUCUCACAUGGCCCGACUGAAGGCCAAACCUCGGCUGCUAGAAGUCGAUCCAGACUGCUUGCGCUGGACACCUGUUAUCAUCACCAACACAGUAGUAUCUGAAGGAGAAGGGGAUGAGGAAGAGGAAGAAGGAGAGGAGGGACCUAAAGAUAUCAAACCCAGCCACAAGAGCUCCCCACUCUCUUGGCAUAUGAAAGGAGAAUGGGAAAAGGAGGAAGAGAAAAGGGGCUUCCCAGCGUUCCCAAAAAAACAAAGCUCUCCUCCAUCCUCUUCUGUUUGCAACAGUGUUCUCGGUCCUGAACAUUCUUCCCUUUUUCUUACGGCUAAUGGGGAGCGCAGGGGACCUGGACGCCCUCCCAAAAACUGGUUAUGGGGCAAGGUGAAGGAUGCACCACGUACAGGACCAGGUCGACCCCGUAAACUAAGGCCCCCAGAUGAUGAGGAGGAGGAGGAGGAGGAAGAAGAGGAGGAGGAGGAUGAUGAGGAGGAUGAAAGAACUGGCAUUAAUAAAGUGACAACAUCACCAAUGCUCUUGGCCUUAGAAAAUGAGCCUGACUCCACAUCAGCCUGUCCCUUGGAGGCUUCUAGGCACCCCGCAGUUCCACCAUCACGCAGCAGAGGACGGCCUCCACGGAAAAAGCGUGGCCCAAAACGCAGGCUUAGUGAGGAGCCUGAAGAUGACCUGCCGUCGUUGCCCCACACCACAAGGCUGAGUGAAUCCAUGCCAACCUUUAUCAGUGAGAGCAGUGAAGAUGAGGAUGAAGAUGAUGAGGAAGAGUUAAGAGCUCGUUCACCACCUGUCCUCACCAAGCCCACAUUAGGGCUUAAAUGCAAGUCUCAGAAGUCCUUGCGAAAGCGGCGUGUACGUCAGCGCAGCCAUCCCCACAGCAGUGUAGUUACAGAGACCAUCUCAGAGACAACUGAAGUUCUGGAUGAGCCAUUUGUGGAUUCAGAUUCUGAAAGGCCCAUGCCCAGACUAGAAGAGGAAACUCCAUUUGGCAACCCUCUCCGAUGUUACCCAGCAGCCCGCAAACACAUGGGACUUGCCCCAAAAAGCAUCAACAGAGGCAAUCUGACUGAAUCGGAGGAAGAUGAUCCCACUCCUGUGUUGAAGCCAGUUGCUGUCCUGAGAAGACUUGAACCUUCAGAGGCCACACAGAGAACAGGGGCAACAGCCGAGAUGCCUGAGGUUCCAGUAAAGAGGAAGAAAGGCUGGCCUAAGGGCAAGAGUCGCAAACCACUCCACUGGAAGAAGCGUCCAGGCAGGAAGCCUGGUAGUGGAGCCGGUCAGACAGGUGACACCAGUCUGGCAGAUCCAUCCUCAGAGGACCCACCACCCCCAAAGAUCAAAAUGAAGCCUGGCAGGAAACCUCGUAGCUAUUACCUGCAGCGGGCCCAAGAGGAAGCAGCCAAACAGGAGUUUGAGAGAAGCCGAUUAGCUCAGCAGCAGCUAGACAAUUCAACAUUGGAGGACAAAACCUGUAAAAGGACAGCCAGAGCCUUAACAUCUGACCUCAGCCCUGAGAAACAGAACGACUCUGAAGAGGAAGAUGAUUUCCUUCAGGACUUUAGAGAGCCAUCCAAACCCAAAAGGCGAGGUCGGCCUCCAAAAAAUGGCAACCUCCCUCCCCCUGUACCCAAAUCUCCCCCUGUGUCUGAGCCAGAAGAAGAUGAGGAGGAAGACAGACCAUGGUCAGUUGAGAAGAUCAGCCGUCCGCCUUCUCGUACCAUGUCGCAGUCUUCCAGCACCAGAGUCUCUCAGCCAAGAGCUAACACAGACAUGGCAGAUGCAGAGGAGGGCGAAGAGCGGGAUGUUGAAGAUUGCGAUAAUGGGGUUAAUCGGAGAACAGCAGCGACACCAGGCUCAGGAAGCCGGCGUAGUGAUGAUCAUGAUGCCGACGAUGAAGGGGAUGGCCGUCUUGAAGAGAAAAGUGACAGCAGCAGUAGCACUAAAACGAGAAAGGGCCCAGAUUCAGAGGAUGAUGUGGAGCAGCAAGAGGAUGAAGAAGAGGAACCAUCAUCACCUGCUCGCUCUCCCCCUGUGAAAGAAGAACCCCAGAGCAGUGAGGGUUUUUUAGACUUACAGGCAAACAUGGCACGGGAUUAUGUCAGCAAACAGGAAGAAGCUGAGGACGAGGAGGAGGAUGCAGAGGAAGUGCAGGAGGUGAAGACUAGCUCUGCUGAUACGGAAGAACGGCAACGACGAGAACAGGAGGAAUCUGCAGCGGCUGCGGCAGCUGUAGAGACAGUAACCGCUAUCGCAGUGCCCUCUGAACCACUGGACAUGCAGCCUUUACACAUAGAGGAAAAGACUGUGCUCAUGAUGGGGACUGAGCAUUCACACCAGCAUCCUGACUUCAAAGAUGACCUGAGCCACCAGCAACACACGCAUCACCACAGUAGUGAGCUGGAUCUGGAAACAGUGCAAGCUGUCCAGUCACUUACGCAAGGAGAAGCCCAGGAGGAGGAUUCAGAGUCCCAUGGAGCCUACCAGGAUUGCGAAGAGACACUGGCUGCCUGCCGAACCCUCCAGAGCUACAGUCACGGUGAGGGAGAGGAGGAAACACUAGCGCUGGUGGAAGAUUGUGGAGCCUCCCAGCACAGUCCCAUGCCCAACCCACCGAUGCCCGUGUUACCAAACCAGUCUGUCCGUUCAGUCAACAGUCCUGGAAUGACUCCUGGUCCUAUGGACCCUGGACCAGGAGUGCCUGGUCCCACAGGAACUGGAGGGGGAACAGGUGGAGGGUAUACUCAAAUAACCCCUGAGCAUCCCAGCUCUCUAUCAGCUCCCUCAUUGCAAAACAUGGAGACCUCUCCCAUGAUGGAUGUGCCAUCUGUUUCUGAUCAUUCACAACAAGUGGUAGACAGUGGAUUUAGUGACCUGGGCAGCAUUGAAAGCACCACCGAAAACUAUGACAAUCCGAGCAGCUAUGACUCAACAAUGGGUGGUGGAGGUAAUGGAGGAGGGAAUGGAAGUAAUGGAGGUGGCAUGUCUGCAGCUGCGGCAGCAGUGGUAGCAGCUUCCUCCUCUUCGUCGUCUUCGUCCUCUAGUUCAGCCACACCUUCGUCAUCAUCUUCGCAAGGCAACAGCUGCUCCUUCGUCUCAACUCCUGGGCUGACGUCCUCCAGCACAGGCGUUGGCUCUCAGAUUGCCAUGGGUAGCUGUAGCCUUAUCCAGCAAGCAGGUCCAGGACCAACCAAUGGACCUGGUGCUAACAGCGGUAGUAGCGUCCCACAACCUCCUCCCCCACCUCCUCCCCCUCCAAGUAGCACUCCAAGUUGCGGUAUAAAGUCUCCGCAAGGCUGCGUCAUCGAAAGGCCGCCAAGUGCCAGCCAGCAGCAACAGAAGAAGGUCUCUCAACCAACUCAACAACAGCAAAACCCUCAACCGCAGCCUCCACCCUCUGCUCCACCACCCCCUCCACCUCAACAACAAGCACUCUCGCAGUGCAGUAUGGGAAAUGGCUUCGCUUCCACACCCAUGAUCAUGGAGAUUCCUGAAAGUGCAGGCAGCGGUGGAGGAGGCCGGAGUUUGUAUGACCGCAUGGGUCAGGACUUUGGCGCUGGUGGCUAUGGACAACACUCUGCUUCUUUCAGUUUAGCCAAACUCCAGCAGCUAACCAACACCAUCAUGGACCCCCACGCCAUGUCUUAUUCACAUUCAGCAGCAGUCACCUCAUACGCGACGAGUGUUUCGCUCUCCAACCCAGGCUUAGCGCAGCUUGCUUCUUCCCCACACCCACCGUUGCCCCAGGCUCAGCCCACUAUGACCCCACCUCCCAAUUUGAGUUCUGGCUCCAUGAAUCUUGGUUCCCCCUUGAUCCAGUGCAACAUGACAGGCGCUAAUAUUGGACUACCUCCCCCUCCCCAUUCACAGCGGUUGCAAGGCCAAAUGGCCACAGUCAAAGGCCACAUUUCAAUUCGGUCCAAAGCCUCUCAAAUUCCUACGGGCUCCCCUCACCAGCAGCAAUUGUACAGUCGCAGCUCUGGUGCUGUGACCAUGCAAGGCACCCCACGCACUCUAGCGGUGCAACGUGGCAUGAUGACAAACCUCAUGCCCACACCUGCCGCCUACAACUCCAUGAACAUGAAUCCGCUCAAUGCUGCCAUGUCAGCUGGCUACCGCAUGCCACAGCCCAUGAUGAACAGUGGGUACCAUAGUAACCCGCCAUAUAUGAACCAGCCGGCCCAGUACCCCAUGCAGAUGCAAAUGGGCAUGAUGGGAGGGCAGGCUUACCCACAGCAGCCUAUGCAGCCCAAUCACCAUGGCAACAUGAUGUACACGGGCCCCUCGCACCACAGCUACGCUGGCGUCCCCAAACAGUCGCCUUACAUGAGCAGAUGAGCACCAGAGAACGAGCAGAGAGAGACGUUCCCCACCGGACUCUGCAUCUCUGUACUUUUUCCAUUUGUAUCCACCCUCCAAAGUCUGCGCAAAAAGGCAACAAGAUAAGUGAGCUUGGUGGAAGAAGAGGACAUAGAGACUGCGACGAUUUCUUUUCCUUGCUAAAUAUGUUGUCGUCAAGCUCUGUUCCUUUUAGGUUCAUUUCCCAGUUGCCUGAGCUGGGGAGAUGAUGAUGAUGAUGGUCUGAUCACGGGAGAUGAUCUAAUGGACCUUUAUUGUGGCAAGUGUCACGCUCCCACAGACCCUGUCUGCCGUGGUUGUACCAACAGGGGUUGGACCACCGAAAUGUCCGCCACUCCAUCCGUGAGACAGAAGGGGCGAAGUAUCAAAGCAGCUAAAGGGGAAGUGGACCUAACUUUUCAAACUGAGAAACAAAUACAUUUACGUUGUUAUUGAACGUACAUUGAAUCAUGCACACAAUCGUUCAAUUGACAUAGGAAGCCUUACCUAAA
Sinocyclocheilus rhinocerous is the source of this 7933-nucleotide messenger RNA. It is a transcript of the gene kat6a, whose product is annotated as K(lysine) acetyltransferase 6A. Bases 774 to 7421 code for a protein of 2215 amino acids. Gene Ontology annotation, molecular function: DNA binding; transcription coregulator activity; histone H3 acetyltransferase activity. Gene Ontology annotation, biological process: nucleosome assembly; regulation of transcription by RNA polymerase II. Gene Ontology annotation, cellular component: nucleus; MOZ/MORF histone acetyltransferase complex; chromatin. The record is from RefSeq and is a predicted model, not a curated record. Lineage: Eukaryota; Metazoa; Chordata; Actinopteri; Cypriniformes; Cyprinidae. The transcript is spliced from 17 exons.